AGUCUAAUAAUAUAUCUAAUUAUUUAGGUACGUACUGAUUCAGAUAUUAAUAUAAUUUCCGUAAGUUAUAUUUAAACUGUCAUGUUUUGUGCUACGAGUAUUUAUACAGGGAAACUGAAACGAAAGCACUAGAAGCACUUUAGUUGUUUAUAAGUAAUAAGCUGGCAAGUUGGAUAUUACUAAAAAAAAAUAAAAAAGUACGUGAACAUUUUGGGACUAGGAAGAACGUGCUAUGAAAAUUGUCAUUAAUUAAAAAGAAACAGUUCAAAUUUUUUGGACAUACAACCAGAAGAAACCCAACACACUAAAAUAUGUAGGUAAUACUAUUAUACUAAGUAUGAUGGAAGGGAAAAGAAUACCAUGGUAACCUGCAGGACGGGCAUCGCUAGUUUCCGCCAAAAAACCGGUUCCCUGAUUUAAGUAUAGCCCUUUUCCGCCAAAAGACAUUUCCGCAGAAGAAAGUUUGGAAACCAAUAGUAUUAAUUUUUAAACAAUAUAUAUGUUGUGGUAUAUAUAAAAUAAAAUAGUAAUGUAAAAUGGGUACAACAAUAUAUACAGCGAUAAUCUUCGAUAAUUGUUGAUAAUCGUCGAUAACGGAAGGAAGUAUACACUGUAUCAUAGUUUAUUUAUAAUUCGCACACAAUAAUUAUCUGACAAAUGUUAAAUUCUUAUAUUUCGAUUCAGUAUCUGUUCUGUUCGUCAGUUGAACAACAGUUAAUACGGUUUUUAAAAUGGAAUUUGUUGAAAGCAAAAGAGGUAAAAAGAUGUUGAUAUUUGAUGGUUUUAAAUAUGUUUUUGGUUAUACGUCACAAGCAAAUGUAACUCGGUGGAGAUGUUUCAUGAAAAAUUGUCCGGCCAAAAUUUUGGAAAAAGUAAAAGUAAUACUUGAAACGAAAGGUGAUCAUGAAGACAAUUGUUCAGUCAAAAAUAUAGAUCGUCAAAAAUUAGCAACGACAUGUAAGCGGAAAGCUGUCGAAGAUAUUGGUCAAAGACCUAGAAAAAUAAUACUAGGUGAGAUUCAACUAUUAAACUUAUACAAGUAUACAACAUAUUUAGUCAAAAUUAUUAUUUUAACUGUUUUUCAGGAGAAAUUAAUGCUUUUGGAGUUGCCCCAACAAUGACAAAUUGACAACAAAUGAUAUCUCUGCAUUACGAAAAUGUGUGUACCGUGCUCGUCAUCAGUUUUUACCGACGAAUCCAACAUGCAUAGCUGAUAUUCACAGUGCUGUAAGUUUAGUUAAUACUUUGAAGAUUAAUGAUGUUUCUUGUAAUUAUAUGAUUUUUUUUAAACCUAACCUAUACUUAAGAAUGUGAUUUUUAAAACCUGACAUAUACUUGUAUUAUAAUAAUUAAUAUUUUUUAUGAAAUUUUUAAUUAUUUAAAAAUAACGAUAUGUUUUUUCAAAACUCUAUUGAGACUAUAUUUGACCUAUACUUGUAUUAUAAUUUGAAAUAGUUAAAUAUAAUGUAUUAUCAUUAUCUACUUGUACUAUAAUUUAUAAUAAUAAAAAUAUUUUUGUAUGAUAAGAAUACGUAAGAUUUGUACAUGGUUCUUAAAUUGACGGAGACGCCUUUUCACAAAAAUAUAUUCACUGUAUAUUGUUGUACCUAUUCGCAAUUAUUUACAAAUGUAUCAUUGCUAUUACCUACAUUUUACAUUACUAUUUUAUUUUAUAUAUACCAAAACAUAAAUAUUGCUUAAAAAUUAAGACCAUUGGUUACCAAACUUUUUUUGCGGAAAUGUCUUUUGGUGGAAACGGGAAUCGAACCUUUUUCGUUUUUGGCGGAAAAGGGCUAUGGUGGAAACGGCCAAUAUUAUUUUGGCGGAAACGGGUAACUCCCUGCAGGACGACCUAGGAAUUCAUACAUCAGGUAAAUCCGGAAAGAUACAGGAGUCAGAGGUUAUAAAGUAACGAAAGAAAUGGGAAUAACCAUUUAAGACGGAGAAAAGGAUGAAAAAUAAUUGAAAUGAUUUAUAAUAUUUAUUAUAUAAUCUGUUUGUAUAUUAAUGUGAUUUAGUUUAUUUAUUAAAAUUGGAAUAUUCCUUGUUUUUGGUAUGAAAUAUAAAAUAUAAAAUACGAAUACCUAAUGAAAGCAAUGAUAGCAGUAUAGCAACAAUACAAUAGUUGAAAGAACUGCACCAUAAAAGAAAAAAAAAUAUUUUUGAUUAUAAAAAUAUCUGUGUAUUAAUGAGUUUUAUAUUUUUAUUGGACCGUAUGAACAUUUGCUUAUUUUGCUUUCCCCAUAUAGGCUAUAAUCCAACGAAAUAUAUUCUUAUAUACUAUGUACGAACUAUCAUUUUUUUUAUGGUCCAUCAGUUUCAUCACGGUUGUGGUUUAAGAAUAUUUUUUAUGUUUUAGAUUGUACUCAUUCCACUAGGGCACUAGGCGACUCAGCCCUAGAUCCACAAUAGGAUUUAUGGUUCAAGGCCCGUGCAGGAGUAACAAAGAUACCCAAAUCAAACGAUAUACAACCUGUAGUGUAAACGGCUUGAAUCAUGCCACAUAAAAGCAGUGGCGGAAGCAAGGGGUGCGUGUGUUAAUGGGGUAAAUACCCUCCCACUGAGUUAAUUAUAUUAAAUAUUAUUACCUAAAUGUAUUUAAUGAAUUUCGGUGGGGGG
Myzus persicae (green peach aphid) is the source of this 2619-nucleotide messenger RNA. RefSeq lists its product as uncharacterized. The transcript is spliced from 2 exons. The record is from RefSeq and is a predicted model, not a curated record. Bases 732 to 1121 code for a protein of 129 amino acids. NCBI's taxonomy places the organism in Eukaryota, Metazoa, Arthropoda, Insecta, Hemiptera, Aphididae.